Messenger RNA from Monosiga brevicollis MX1, 540 nucleotides. RefSeq lists its product as uncharacterized. The record is from RefSeq and is a predicted model, not a curated record. NCBI's taxonomy places the organism in Eukaryota, Choanoflagellata, Craspedida, Salpingoecidae. Gene Ontology annotation, cellular component: precatalytic spliceosome. The coding region runs from base 1 to 540 and encodes 179 amino acids. The transcript is spliced from 5 exons.
AUGGCCAACAAGACCGUCGGCGAUGCUGGCACCGUCCACGGCGCCAACCCACAGUUUUUGGUCGAGAAGAUCAUUCGCACUCGUAUCUACGACACGCUCUACUGGAAGGAGCACUGCUUCGCGCUGACCGCGGAAACCGUUAUCGACAAAGCGGUACAGCUGGACCACAUUGGCGGUGUCUAUGGGGGCAGCAUCAAACCUACCCCCUUCCUCUGCCUGACUCUCAAGCUGCUUCAAUUGGCACCAGACAAAGAUAUCAUUUAUGCCUAUAUCGCUGCCAAAGACUUCAAAUACUUGCAGGCUCUUGGUGUUUUCUAUCUACGUUUGGUGGGCACCGCCAAGGAGUGCUACUCGUAUCUCGAACCUUUUCUCGAGGACUUCCGCAAGCUGCGUCAUAUGAAGCGUGAUGGGCAGUACGAACUUAUGCACAUGGAUGAGUUUGUGGACCAGCUGUUGCGAGAGGACCGCGUGUGCGACAUUAUCUUACCUCGUCUGAUGGUUCGAAUGCAACCGACAUUUUUUUCUGACGUCUUGCUCUGA